GCGCAUGCUCCGUCCCUCGUCGUGGCCCUUGUCUUCUCGGAGGCUGUGUGGUCCUGCAGAGACCUGGUCUCGCCGUGAACCUGAUUCUCCACAGCUGGGCAGAGGCCACCGUCGUUCUGCGGCAUUACUCCGUCCCCCCCACCCACACACACACACACACCCACCCCCCAGCGCACACUGAGCCGGCCAUCGUCAUAAGCUGUCGGGGAACAGGCAGCGUUGAGCCGGGGCGUCGACUGGCCGUCAAGGCAGAGCAUCCAUUCAUCCUUUUCCACAGGCAGCUAGCGCUUAGCCGCGACUAAAGGCAGGGGGCCAGCGGUGUGUCGGGGGAGGGGACUUCAACAUGUCCGGCUACCAAGGAAAGAAGAACAUCCCGAAAAUCACAAGCGAUCGUCUUCUCAUCAAGGGGGCGAAGAUAGUGAACGAUGAUCAGUCCUUCCUGGCUGACAUCUACAUGGAGGAUGGAGUCAUCAAGCAAAUUGGAGACAACCUCAUUGUCCCGGGCGGAGUCAAGAUCAUCGAGGCCCAAGGCAGGAUGGUGAUGCCGGGGGGCAUCGACGUGCACACCCGCUUCCAGAUGCCCGACCGAGGCAUGGUGGCGGCGGAUGACUUCUAUCAGGGCACCCGGGCCGCCCUGGCUGGUGGCACAACCAUGAUCAUCGACCAUGUUGUCCCGGAGCCCGGUGUGAGCCUGGUGGCUGCCUUCAGACAGUGGAGAGAGUGGGCUGACAGCAAGUCCUGCUGUGACUAUUCCCUGCAUGUAGACAUCACGGACUGGAACCACGGCACCCAGGAGGAGAUGGAGACGCUGGUGAAGGAUCACGGUGUCAACUCUUUCCUGGUCUAUUUGGCCUAUAAGGACGUUUUCCAGCUUUCUGACUCUCAGAUCUACGAGGUGUUCAGUGUCAUCAGGGACCUGGGAGCCGUCGCUCAGGUUCACGCCGAGAACGGAGACAUCGUCGCAGAGGAGCAGAAACGCAUAUUAGAGCUGGGCAUCACGGGUCCUGAAGGCCACGUUCUUAGCCGUCCAGAAGAGGUGGAGGCCGAGGCGGUCAACCGCUCGGUCACCAUAGCCAAUCAGACCAACUGCCCCCUAUACAUCACCAAGGUGAUGAGCAAGAGCGCGGCGGAUGUCAUUGCUCUCGCUCGGAAAAAGGGUGCUGUGGUUUACGGCGAGCCCAUAUCUGCCAGCCUGGGCACGGAUGGCACCCAUUACUGGAGUAAGAACUGGGCCAAGGCAGCAGCCUUUGUCACCUCUCCGCCGCUCAGUCCCGAUCCCACCACCCCCGACUACCUCAACUCUCUGCUGUCAUGCGGGGACUUGCAGGUGACUGGCAGUGCCCACUGCACCUUCCAUACGUCGCAGCGGGCAGUAGGCAAAGAUGACUUCACCAUGAUUCCAGAAGGCACCAACGGCACCGAGGAGAGGAUGUCUCUGGUCUGGGACAAAUGCGUGGUGACAGGAAAGAUGGACGAAAACCAGUUCGUGGCGGUGACCAGCACGAACGCAGCCAAGAUCUUCAACCUGUACCCCCGCAAGGGUCGCAUCGCUGUGGGUUCUGACGCCGACCUGGUGCUCUGGGACCCCGACCUGACGAAGAUCCUCUCCGCUAAGAGCCACAACCUGGCUGUUGAGUAUAACAUCUUUGAAGGGACCGAAGUGCGCGGGGGGCCUCUGGUGGUGAUCAGCCAGGGUAAGAUUGUGUUGGAGGAGGGCUCCCUUCACACCACGGAGGGCUGCGGGCGCUACAUCAGCCGUAAACCCUUCUCAGACCACGUGUACAAGAGGAUAAAGGCUCGCAGCAGGCUCACAGAGCUGCGAGGGGUCCCCAGGGGCCAGUACGACGGGCCGGUGUGUGAGGUGACCGUGAGUCCAAAGAUGAUGUCCACAGUUUCUUUGGUGAAGACCUCCCCCGCCAAGCAGCAGCAGCAGCAGCAGCAACAACAGCAGCAGCUCCCUCAUCAGCCAGUACGCAACCUCCACCAGUCUGGCUUCAGCCUGUCCGGCGCCCAGAUUGACGACAACGUUCCCCGUCGUACCACUCAACGUAUCGUGGCACCCCCUGGUGGGAAAGCAAACAUCACCAGCCUUGGUUAAGCCGCUUUCCCUCGAUUGAGCCGCGGGGAGGAACAUGGGAGCAGGAUCCACGGUUACCACAAUCACUCCUGGCUCCCCUGCAUCCCUUCUGUCCAUUUUUACUCUCACCACCUCCACCAUGUCACCUCAUUCAAGGAAGAAAAAAAAAAAACACUAUUUCAUGUUGUUUCAUGCCUCCUGCCACAUUCCUGUAUCGACGUAGGAGAAAGGGAAUUUAGGAUUUUUUUAUGCACAUCCAUUUGAAUUUUGAUGAUUUCAGUUGUUUACAUAGUUUUAUAAUGUCUGCUCUACAUGUUAAAGCUGUUCCAAGAAUAGAUCAGAACGCUAGAUAAAAGCUUAAGGCCAGGGGAAGGAAAGUUUUAUGACAUUUUAACAGCAACAAAUGUUCAGUUUUGUGUUGUUCUUAUUGCAGAUGAUUGAAUGUUCUGAUGACUGCGUAGCAGAAAGCGCUUUUGGCCAGAAAAAGCACCGGCCUGUCCGCGUAAAAAUACUCUCGACUCUUGAUAAAAGACGGAAGCAAAAGAGUUUUAGUGGCGUAGGUCAGAAAACAGCGACCCACGUCUAUAGUAUGACUUCUUUGUUUUGCCAAGAAAUCACCAAACUAAUUUGGUGCGUAUAAAAGUAUAAAGUUAACAGCAGUAUGAUCAAGUGAUCAACAUUCGUUUUUGAGCCUGGGUACAGCUGGAGCUGAGCAGCGUGGAUCCUUACUUGGAUCCGCUCGGAUACGUUUCCUUUUUUUUUAGACCAUGUUAUGCUGCACUGUUGAUGAGGCAUGGGCUGGCAUGAGUUAUAACCUUCAGGGGUAAAUUUGACAGUAUUUGUAAAAAGAUUUAAAGCAAAAAUGUGUAAACAAAAAACUUAAUUUAUCUUGAUGCUGUGACAAAAGCUGUAAAAUGUUGAUUAUAACAAUCAAUAAUAUAUGAACCAUUUUAUGGGUUUUUUUUCUUCUUUUUUGAUAUAUCUAAUGAAAUUCAUUUUAAAUCCCUGCUAAAUUUAGCAUUAGUUUUCUAAGCACACCUUCUAAUUCUUACAAUAGCCCUAUUAAUUCACGUUUAUGUAAUCAGAGACAACGCAAAGCUACCGUGGCCUUGUAUGCAGGCCUGCUGGUCGCAGGGAAAUCUGCAGACCCAGGAAUAAUAAAAAAUUAAAAAUCACACACAAAACUAAUUAGAUGCUAAAAAUCUACCUUUUGUCAUUCUGGUCUUCAUAGAUUAACAACCAGAAAUUAGGCGCUUACUUUGUGGGGCUAUCUGCUCCUGUAGCCCAUCCUCAGUAGGCUGCCUCGCAGACAUGCUACUCUGAGCCACCGUAGUUUUAAAAUUGUGUUGGUGUAACGAGACUGCUUUAGUUUCCACACAUUUACCCACAAACUGAAACGUUAGCAGACAGCGGAUCUGUUUUUCUUGUGAAGGAAAUGGGCUUUUUUUUUUUUUUUUUUUAACCAGCUGACCGGCAGUGCGCAGCAACGGGUGGGGGAGGGGUUCUAUUAGGCUUGGGAUGCUAAUCAUUCUGCCACUUUCUCUGGCGUUUCAUCAAAGGGACUUAUAUUGUUUGAUGAAAGAUCUGAGCCGGCGAGCGGCCCACGACUGCUGCUGACUCAAAAAAAAAAGCUUGAAUCAUCAGCAGGACGUUGUCUUCUUUAACUUCCUCGCGGUUGUGUAUUUUUUUUUUUAUUUCUUUUUUUCCGUUUAAGCUUGCAGUAUUCAGUGUUUGUUUUCUGUGCUGUAUUCCUCCGUUUCGUUACAGUUGCACUUUCUUCUUCCUCCCUUUUUUUUGAUGGAUGGUAUAUGUCGUGAAACGUUAACUUAGACUGAAAAGGAAAAGAAAAAGGGGCGUAUCGGGGUCGAGCCGCUCACUCGGCGUCGCCCUGACAACUUCGGGUAGACGUGACACUUUGGUGGAGAAACGUGAACUUUUGCCCUCAUUAUGUCGUGUUUAGUUGUUUUUUUUCACCCUCAUGUUUUUUUUUUUUUUUUUUUUCCUGGAGGGUCGUCAGGCCAACAAGCCUCCAAUCUCCAGACGUUUGUCGUUCAGGAAACAGACGGACCCUACGGGGGAAGUUUGAUUGGAGGUUUCUGCCGGCCACCUCUCCCCGCCUGGUGCUUUCUGACCUUCUUGCUGUACAACGGCAGACGAUGUCCACAUCCGUGCAGCGGUCGGGUAGUUUCACCCAGUUUCUUUGAUGUAUUUGCACCUGCAACAAUCCAAAAAGUAGUAAAUGUGUACGUGAGAUAGCAACUUUGUAUCGGAUAUAUUUGUACGUUUUACGGAUACGUGUUGCCUGCCCUGUUCUGUAAGAUAUUGAUAGCACACUGUAUCUAUGAAGGCUCUUUAAAGAAGUGAUUUUGUUUGUGUAUUUUUGGUUGUUUUUUUUUUUUUUGGGAGACCUGAUGAAAAAUCUUCUGUGCGUGUUUACAUGAAGUCCCUCACAGUGUGCUGAUGAUGUGUCCUCUGUUCUCGGUGUUAGUGCUGUGAAAGAAGUAUUAAGAUGCUGUAUAUUGUCCCUUUACCUUCCUAUUUACAUAAACACCAGAUUCACUUAAGCUAAUAACUGUAUUCACGGCCACGCGCGUACAGCUCCUCGGCACAACGCUGGAUUAUUUCUCUUCAUUGCCUUGUCAAAUGUAGGUUGUUUUUGGGGGUUUUUUUGUAUGCAAAGCUAUAUACUGUGAAGUGAUUUACAUUUGGGGAAGUUUCUUGGAAAAUUGUUUAGAGUUGUAAUGUUGAGCACUGUUGUUUGACCUCUUCCACUGACUGUGACGCUCUCGUUCAUGUUUGCUUGUUUUAUUUUACUUGGCUAUAACCAGAGUUCGGAGGGAACCGUCGGUCCCGUCAGCAUUUGACCUUCUCUGUGUCGGAUUCAAUGGAUUAAAAUAAUAAAAGCAAACUUGGCUUUA
This is a messenger RNA of Fundulus heteroclitus (mummichog), 4995 nucleotides long. It is a transcript of the gene dpysl2a, whose product is annotated as dihydropyrimidinase like 2a. Gene Ontology annotation, molecular function: hydrolase activity, acting on carbon-nitrogen (but not peptide) bonds, in cyclic amides. The coding region runs from base 344 to 2098 and encodes 584 amino acids. Lineage: Eukaryota; Metazoa; Chordata; Actinopteri; Cyprinodontiformes; Fundulidae. The record is from RefSeq and is a predicted model, not a curated record. The transcript is spliced from 14 exons. Gene Ontology annotation, cellular component: cytosol; cytoplasm.